Molecule: messenger RNA, 2901 nt
Organism: Magallana angulata
Lineage: Eukaryota; Metazoa; Mollusca; Bivalvia; Ostreida; Ostreidae
Exons: 8
Coding region: 633-2576 (647 amino acids)
Source: RefSeq, a predicted model, not a curated record
UUUAAACCAUUUGCGUCAGGAUCAUGGAAAACAUUAAUCACAAAUAGAAUCGCGCGCAAAAAUUCACCAGAAAAAAGGGCGAUACCGUAUACCUUGUGUAUAUAUAUGCAAAAUAUCUCACUUUAUAAGUGUCUGGAUUUUUAAAAUACACGAGAAAGGAUAUAAAAAAAAAUUCUUAUCUGUGUUGGCUUCGGGCUCAUAGGUAACAGGAGAAAAAUUAUGAUGAGUUGUUAGUAUAGUGUUUUAACUGGAAUAGAGAACCGAGAUUUACCUGAGAGGGGUGGUCCGAUACCUACGUAUAAUUCCCUACCAAGCGAUGAUCGUAAAUCAAUUAACGAGUAGGAUCCGCAUCUCAUCGAUUGGAGAGCGGGAUACUUGAUUUGGAAUUAAAUCUGUUUGCGGGCUGACAUAAAAGGAUAAACAUCUUCAAAAGUUCUCGGACAAGAACAUAAAUGUAUUAUUGCACGGUUAUGGUGAAGGCACGAGGGACGAGGGAGGAAUUAACGAGACGCUGUAUUGAUUUCUGAUGCUAAUAAAGUCAAGAGGAAAAGAAAAAAAAAAGCGGAGUUAGUUUGAAACUGUUGAUACUCGUUGGACGAGGUGAGCGUUUAUCACCUUUCUCGUCUUUCAAUAUGUCGAACACGUAUGAGAAAGUCCUGAAUGUGAUAUCCAAACCGCCGGCUUUCCGACAGGACUUUGAGAUCCAAACUCUGAUGCCAUGGCUCAGGAAACAGUCGCAGUUAUUUUCACAACUCAGAACCGAAUAUUUGAAAGAUAUAAUACGAAACUGCGGACAAGUCACGUUCAACAAAGAUGACAUCAUCAUCAAGCAAGGAGACCAGGGAGACUGUUUCUACAUGAUCCUAGGUGGUAAAAUUUCCAUCUAUGUACUGAACAAGAAGAGCGAGGAGGGGGAUGAAACCGUACCCCUGGACCAGAUAGGGGCCCUCAACGAGAAGGGUCAACUCGACAGGUCAAAACUAGGAAUAUUUGUCACUCAUCUAGGUACAGGAGUGCCGUUCGGAGAUGUGGCGUUAAUGUCCGAAGACUGUGUCCGGACGGCCACGAUCAUUGCCGAAGAAGUUACGGAUUUGCUCGUGGUUGACCGGGCCUUGUACAACCGAGCCGUCAAAGAGGUGCUAGCCAAGGAAUACGAGGACAAGGUAGCGUUUAUCAACAACAAUCCCCUGUUUUCUGCCUGGACUCCCCGCUACAAGAAACAGCUGACCAUGGCGAUGUACAAAGAAGAGUUUACUUACAAUACGACUCUGGUAAAACAAGGAGAUCCCGUAGAAGUUAUUUAUUUUCUAAUAAGAGGUCACGUUGAGCUGCGCACUGACCCCGCCAUGCAUCCAGUGCAGUACCCCAAAAUCUACCUCGAUACCAUGAACGAAGGGGAAAGGUUAUUACGAAGGGACAAAGUUCGACCCCCUACGGAACCCCACUACAACAAUAGUACUCAGCUCCGGAAAAAGGAGAACCACAAGCACGUGAAGAUGUUCCUGUUGGGUCGGAACGAGAGCGUGGGGGAGUUAGAGAUACUUUUAGGAAUGGACACUUACAUGCAGACGGCCGUGUGUACGGAGAAAGUGGACGUGUUAGUGCUAGAAAUGAAACAUUACGAGAGACUGUUCGUCAAGCGACACCAAAGGACUAUAGAAGACAUGCGCAAGAUCCUGGAAGUCAAGCUGGAGACCAGAAUGGACCUCCUCGCCAAUAAAUCCGAAAUUCCAUUUCUUCCUCGCGUGAAAACGAAACUAAACAUGAUGAACAACCCUCAACCCGUGGCUAAAAAGGAAAAAGAGCUUCCAUCCAAGAAAAUGGCGGAGAGAGAGUUUCUGAACCAUAAAGGACCACUGAUUGAUAUGUACGGUCCAGGGAGUGUGUUUUAUAUGAUACGUGUGCGCGAAAAAACUAAAGUUAAAGGAUUUGAUUCCAGGGAUAAAAGAAAUAAUAAGCAUAUCAAUAAUAAGUCCAACGAAAAUGAACACUUACAUGCAAUCAAGGUUCCCCAGACUCUUGUGCUAGCCGCUCAAAUGGCAGGGGCCAAAAAAGACAAAGAGGUGCUAUUUGAUAAACAGGACCUCGAUACUACCUCAGUUAGGACUGUCAGUUCAAAGGGAAUUCAUUUCGGUUCAAAGUCUUUCCGCAGAGUUCAAAGUGCAAUCAAACCAGACGACGAAAACAUGGUGGUCAAUUCAGACAAUUUUCGGGUCGAAGACGACCAGGAGACAAUUAGGUCAUGGCCGCACGAGACUCGGUACGGAACUUCUGUGUCUUUCAUGGACGCCGAAGAUGACGUCACUUUGUCAAAAUUGGAGAGCAAAGUACGGAGCUGGUUGAGCCAUGGAAACCCCAAGAGUGGGCCUCAAGUAGCUCAGCUCCGGCGCCUUGCUGUGGAGGAUUUAGAUAAUGUACCAAAACCCGGUAAUAGAGUAGUUGUGCACAAGCGCAGUCGAUCUACCCACAGUUCUAGUAGCGGAAAUGACGCAGACAGUAUGGCAUCCAAGCAAGAGAAAGAAUCGCCUCGACAGGAUGAAAAACUUGACAAAUAUCGGAUUCUCCUUGCUCACUAGCGCAUUAGCUAGCCUGAAAGAUAUUUACCCAUUCUUAUGUUAUGUUAAUAUCUUUAUAUUCACAGUGAUUUAUAUAUUAACUCAGUGCAACUUUUCUGUGUUGGUAACAAUUGUACUUCAACGACUACAGCAUAGUUUUAUUUCUCUUCUUUGAUACAAAUACUAUAGUAUUGCACAAGGACAGUAAACAAAUAUCGCUAAUAGUUUAAGGUCAGUCUGUAUAGAAAAAGAAAAAACUGGAAUUUCUCAAAUACAACAUGUAUGUGCAAGUUAAUUCAAUGGAAAAAGUACGCUAAUAAAUAAAAACUUUGAUAAUUAUGCACAU